Molecule: messenger RNA, 979 nt
Organism: Rhizophagus irregularis DAOM 181602=DAOM 197198
Lineage: Eukaryota; Fungi; Glomeromycota; Glomeromycetes; Glomerales; Glomeraceae
Biological process (GO): small GTPase-mediated signal transduction
Cellular component (GO): cytosol
Molecular function (GO): GTP binding; protein kinase binding; GTPase activity
Source: RefSeq, a predicted model, not a curated record
GGGGCAACGCCUAAUACAUAUUAUCUUUCAUCUAAUAUCAGUUUACUAUCGGCCUUUCUGCCGUACUCCCUAACAUCUUCAAACUUCUGUCUGCUGUUUUGUGGCAACUUGUCCAUUCAUCAUCAUAUUCAACAGUUUCUUCUACUACAUUUUUCUAUACAUUAUAACUGAUGUCUGAGAUUCGUCGGAAGCUUGUAAUUGUUGGGGAUGGUGCUUGUGGAAAGACCUGUCUUUUGAUUGUUUUCUCUAAGGGUACUUUCCCUGAGGUGUAUGUUCCCACUGUAUUUGAAAAUUACGUUGCAGAUGUAGAAGUAGAUGGAAGACAUGUUGAAUUGGCAUUAUGGGAUACAGCUGGUCAGGAAGAUUAUGAUCGUCUUCGACCACUUUCUUAUCCCGAUUCUCACGUAAUUUUAAUUUGUUUUGCUGUUGACUCUCCUGAUUCCUUGGAUAACGUACAGGAAAAGUGGAUUUCAGAGGUAAUGCACUUCUGUCAAGGGUUGCCUAUCAUUUUGGUUGGUUGUAAGAAAGAUUUGAGGUUUGAUUCUAAGACAAUUGAAGAGCUACGUAAAACGUCUCAAAGACCAGUGACACCGGAAGAGGGAAUGGGCGUUGCAUCGAAAAUUGGUGCAUACAAAUAUUUGGAAUGUUCGGCCAAAACAGGUGAGGGCGUCCGUGAGGUAUUCGAACAUGCCACACGGGCGGCUCUUUUGGCCAAGAAAAAGACAAAAAGGCAUAAUAUGUGUUUAGUUUUGUAGAUUUGGUAAUUCGAGUGAGCAAGUUUAAAAUACAAAAAGACGGGUCAAAAGAAAUCGUUUAAUCUGGUUGUCCUACUUUUUUAUUACCCCUUCUUUUCUCCUUAAUUUUUUUCAUUUCAUUUGUUUAUUUUAUUUUAUUUUAUUUUUGGACUAAAUUAUAUGUUCUAUCAUUACUAGUUUUAUUUUAUGAAAUUUUAUAAUGUGGAAUAAGUACACAAAUUAUU